UUCAGGCUUGAUAGGUUGUCUGUUUCUAGGAAUUUAUCCAUUUCUUCUAGGUUGUCCAAUUUAUUGGAAUAAUCUAUUUUAGAUCAGUGUGUCUUAAACUUCAAUGUGUGCAUAUGAAUCACCUAGAGAUCUUAACAAAAGGCUGAUUCUGAUUCGGUAGUUUCUGGAGUUGGGCCUAAGGUCUUGCAUGUGUCACAAGCUCUCUGGUGGUGUUGAUGCCGCUGGUCUUUAUACUUUUGAACACAAAGCUCUUGGAUGUGGAUUCUUUUUUUCUUUUUUUCCCACUGGGCCGGAUGUGGAUUCUUAAUGAAGGCAAAUUGUACAUAUAAGGCAGGGACAGAUUCAGCAUAAUUCGGCCUAGAUUCCUUUGGGCCCCAAAAGCUCUACUGGGUAGUGAGAAUGUCAAACUGUCUGAGAAACUCUUAUUAAAGAGUAGAAUUUCACAAGAUUUGGAAAGCUCAUUUCUCACUGUGCCACUGCCCUUUUAUAUGCCUUGCAGCAUCAUUCUGCAACCAUGCACUUGUUAAGAGAAUGUUUACUAACCUCAGGCUCUUGUUUUCAAACCAAACUCAGCAUCAGCAAGGCCAUAUCUUUAACCAAAGACAGAAGGCAGAAUCAAUGCCUGGGGUAUCUGAACAAGAUCUCUGCCACCCUGUUUCUCCACAGUGUAAAGCCUUUAUUAGGCAUAUAACUAUUUUCAGUAUAAAAGAACUACUGCUCAGUGCUUGUGCAUUGGAUUCCACUUUCUCUUAUAUCAUUAUUGUUAUCCCUACUUCCUUUCUAUUUGGGUUUGCCUGAUAUAGAAAGGAUAGAUAAAGAGCUAUUUGAAUAUGAGAUUGAGAGAGGCAUGUACAAGACUUCUAAUAUCUUUUAAGUUUGGAGUUGUGGUGUUCUCUUUACAUGGAGCAGAGGCCUGUGGAAGUUUUAGUGAGUUCACUCUUCCAAGGAAGGACGGGAAGAAAGAGAUUACUGGAUUAUUCCACUGUUAGAGGAGGCAGUGAUUGUGGCAAGGGAAGAUGGAAUUGUUUUUCCCAGCAAGUUGAAGUAGUGGGGCAGGCGUGGCCUGGAACUAGACUGAUCUGGGACCCUACACAGCUUGGGUAAAAUAUCAGUAGUCUAGUUUUCCUAAGCCUCAGCUUCCUCACCGGUGGAAUGGGAAUUAGUUUCCAUUGGGUGACAUGACGGUCAAGUGAGAAAGUAGUUUCAAAGUUCCUUGUAAAAUGUCUGAUCUGCCAACUGUAACUACAUUUCGUGGUAUUAAAAUCUCAAGCUCUACACUGGUAAGAAUCAUAUUUCCUCGCUGAUCGCACAGGUUAAUCUUGUGUUCUUUAGCAAGGUCAUACUUAUUUGUAAUGUCAACGUUUCAACUUGGUAAGUCUGAGAUUUCCAAGGCAGGAUUGCUUUUCAUGGCUUAUUUCUCUUUCUUAGAUAUGUCUUUGCAAGACUCCACUCUUUCCAGAGAGGGGAGCCCAGAGGAAGAGAUUAUGGCUGCUGUGGUUUUUUCAGUUGGACCUCUGUGUUCUCCUCUUUUCUACCCAUUAAGAAGUGAUCAAGCUUAAUAGAUGACAUGGAGAGAAAGAAGAUGUUUAAGACACAGUGCUUGGCUGUAGGGUGCUUACAGUCUCAAUGAGAGUCCUGAAGUUCCCCAGCCAAAUGAAGAUCUUCACCUUCAGGCAGAAGAACAAGAAUUGGUAAAGGAAUCAGUGACUUUUAAAGAUGUGGCUAUAGACUUCACAUUGGAAGAGUGGAGGUUGAUGGACCCUACACAGAGGAAACUGCACAAGGAUGUGAUGCUAGAGAAUUAUAGGAAUCUUGUCUCCGUGGGGCUUGCAGUUUCCAAACCAGACAUGAUAUCUCAUUUGGAGGAUGGAAAAGGACCAUGGGUGGUAGUGAGAGAAACUUCAAAAACCCGCUAUUCAGAGUUGGAGACUAAACCUACAACCAAGAAUGCUAUACCAACAGAGAAUAUUUCUGAAGAAUGUUUAUCACAGGAGACCAUAGUAGAGAAACUCAUAGAGAAUGGUCUAUGGGACACCAAAAUGGGAGGAUUAUGGAAAUGGAGUGACAGGAUAUUGAGAUUGCAAGAUAGUCAAGAAAGUCAUUUGAGUCAAAGAAUAGUUAAACACAAGAAAAUUCCCACUCUUCAAAAAGGCUUUAGAUUUGGAUCUGUUCUUUUUCCAGAACCAGGAGUUAUCACAGAAGAGCCCCACAGCAAAUACCAAACACAUGAGGAAAAUUUUACAGAGAAUUUAGAUUUGAUUACAGAUACCCAUCUGGGGAAGAAAAUGUGCAAGGAUACAGAAGGCAACAAAGUCAUAAGCCCUGCUUCAGAACUCACUUUAGAGAAAAAAAACAAUAAUAAAGAAAAACCCUAUAAAUGUAGUACAUGUGAAAAGGCCUUCCGUUAUAGGUCAUUACUCAUUCAACAUCAGAGAACUCACACUAAAGAAAAACCUUAUGAAUGUAGUGAAUGUGGGAAAAUGUUCAGCCAGCCUUCAUAUCUUAGUCAACAUAAAAAAAUUCACACUGGAGAAAAGCCCUAUAAAUGUAAUGAAUGUGGAAAGGCCUUCAUUGCUUCUUCAUCCCUCAUGGUGCAUCAGAGAAUUCAUACUAAGGAGAAACCUUAUCAGUGCAAUGUUUGUGGAAAAUCUUUCAGCCAGUGUGCCCGCCUUAAUCAACACCAGAGAAUUCAAACUGGAGAGAAGCCCUAUAAAUGUAGUGAAUGUGGGAAAGCUUUUGGUGAUAAAUCAAAACUUGCAAGACAUCAGGAAACUCACAAUGGAGAAAAACCCUACAAAUGUAACGAUUGUGGGAAAGCCUUUAGGAAUAAGUCAUAUCUUAGUGUACAUCAGAAGACCCAUACUGAAGAGAAACCAUAUAAAUGCAUUGAGUGUGGGAAAUCGUUCAAGAAUACCACAAUCUUUAAUGUUCAUCAGAGAAUUCAUACUGGAGAGAAACCCUUUAGAUGUAAUGAGUGUGGAAAAGCCUAUAGAAGUAAUUCAAGCCUUAUUGUACAUAUAAGAACUCAUACUGGGGAAAAACCCUAUGAAUGUAAUGAAUGUGGGAAAGCAUUCAAUCGUAUAGCAAAUUUCACGGAACAUCAGAGGAUUCAUACAGGAGAAAAACCCUAUAAAUGUAAUGAAUGUGGGAAAGCAUUCAUCAAUUAUUCAUGCCUUACUGUACACCACAGAAUGCAUACAGGAGAGAAACCUUAUAAAUGUAAUGAAUGUGGAAAGGCCUUCAUGCGUUCUUCAUCUCUAAUUAUACAUCAGCGAAUUCAUACUGAGGAGAAACCUUAUCUCUGUAAUGAAUGUGGGGAAUCUUUCAGAAUAAAAUCACACUUAACUGUACAUCAGAGGAUUCAUACUGGAGAGAAACCAUAUAAAUGUACUGACUGUGAGAGGGCAUUUACCAAGAUGGUAAAUCUCAAGGAGCACCAGAAAAUUCAUACUGGUGUGAAACCCUACAACUGCUAUGAUUGUGGAAAAUCCUUCAGAACUAAGUCAUACCUUAUUGUACAUCAAAGGACCCAUACUGGAGAAAAACCAUAUAAGUGUAAUGAAUGUGAGAAAGCUUUCACUAAUACAUCACAGCUUACUGUGCAUCAAAGAAGGCAUACUGGAGAAAAACCCUAUAAAUGUAAUGAGUGUGGGAAGGUUUUCACAAGUAACUCAGGCUUUAAUACCCACCAAAGGACACAUACCGGGGAGAAACCAUUUAAAUGUAAUGACUGUGGCAAAGCAUUUAGCCAGAUGGUACACGUCACAGAACAUCAGAAAAUCCAUAGUGGAGAGAAACCCUAUAAAUGUGAUGUCUGUGGAAAAGCCUUCAGGAGAGGUUCAUACCUUACAGUGCAUUGGAGAACACAUACUGGAGAAAAGCCCUAUACAUGUAAGGAAUGUGGGAAAGGUUGUAUUACUCUAUCACAGCUAACUCUACAUCAGAGAAUUCAUACUGGGGAGAGGCCCUAUAGAUGUGAAGAAUGUGGAAAAGCCUUCAGAACGAACUCAGACUUCACUGUACAUCUGAGGAUGCACACUGGAGAAAAACCCUAUAAAUGUAGUGAGUGUGGAAAAGCCUUUAGGAGUAGCUCAAGCCUUACUGUACAUCAAAGAAUACAUCAGAGAGAAGCUCAAUUAAUAUAGAGGACAGAAAAUUAUCAUCCAGAUAUGACAAGAAUCUUAUAAACUGUAUAUUUUAUGAAUGUGGGAAAAUGUUCAGGAGCAAUUUGCCAGAAAGUACACACUUCAUAAAUAUAAGAAUGUAGAAAAGCAAUUGGUCAUAUUAAAUCUUAGAAGUUAUAAGAAAAUUCAUAAUAAAAAGGGCAAAUGAAAGCCUUCAUCCAAAUUUCAUAUUUUAUUCAUUUAACAAAUUAUCUUCGAUGAAUUGCCUAUUUUUUUGCUGAUUUUCUUAUUGGUUUAUAUUUCUUAUAAAUCUGGAGGUGCCCUUAAUAUAUUUGAGAUAUUAAUCAUUUGACAUAUGUGUUGCAAAUGUUUUUCUUAACCUCGUAUUUGUCUUUGUACUUUUUUAUGUAGUAAAAGAUUUUUAAGUCUUUAAUUUUUCAUAGUAAAAUAUUUACAUCUUUUCCUUUUUAUAUUCUUUAUUUACUCUUUUAGCAAUCCCCAGGUUAUAUAUAGUCUCCUAAAUUUGUUUCUAAUAUUCUGAUAAUUUUAUUUUUUACAUUGAAGUUUUAAUCCAUCUGGACUAGAUGGCUCUUCAUAGAAGAACAACUCCAAAUGCAUUAACCUAUGAAAAUAUUAUGAACCUAAAUAAACAAUACUCAGGGAAACGCAAAUUGAAACAAUGAAUGAUAUGUUACUUCCACUUCAUGGAGUUGGCAAAAAUUAAGAGAUCUUUUGCUAGUGGAGUUUGGCAAACCAUAUACUCUUACCAAAUGGUUAUAUCAACUUAUAUUUCCACCAGCAAUCCAGCGGUAUAUAUAUUUUUUAAUUCUUAAGUAAAAUUUUAAAAGCACUUUGACCCAGCAGUCUCACUUUUGGGGAAUCUGCCCCACAGAAAUAAUAGCAUCAGUGCAAAAGCAUAUGUAUAAAUAAGGAUGUUUAUUAAAGUAUUGUUUGUGGAGACAAAGAAGAAACCCAACUGGAGACAAAGUGAAUGCCAAUUAAUAGGGGAAUGGGUGAAUAAAUUGUGAUAUAGCCAUACCAUGGAAAAGUAUGAGAGUAAUUUUUAAAAUGAGUUAUAGCUACACUAGUUGACUUCAAGGUAUUUCCACAAAUUUUUGAUAAGUAAUUGCUUUAUUACAGAGAUGUAUAUAUACAAGAUUUCAUUUUUGUUAAAGUAAUGGUCACAUGCAUUUAUGUAUGCAUAUAUGUGUGCAUGUGAUUAGAUGAGCAUGGAAACAAGUAUGGAAGAAUAUACAUCAGGCUGUUAAUAUUGGUUACCUUGAAGGGAGGGAGAAGAGGAGAAGCAGUGAUAUAAGUGGGGGGGGGGGAAACUAGGAAAAUAGAAAAAUAUAAAUGCAGUAUGUAUGGUAUGAAACUAUGUAUUUGUGUGAACUUUUGAUAGCCAUGAAUGAAGGGACAGUCUCCAAAAAGUUAAUGACAGUUGUUUUAGAUUUGUUGCAGAAUCCAGUGUUUUUUGUUUGUUUUACCUCUCUCUGCUUUUCUGUAUUUCUCAGUUUUUCUUUCCAAUGAGCAUGUAAUAUUUAUAUAAACAUGAAAAACCUA
Aethalodelphis obliquidens (Pacific white-sided dolphin) is the source of this 5687-nucleotide messenger RNA. RefSeq names its product zinc finger protein 624 (gene ZNF624). Gene Ontology annotation, cellular component: nucleus. Gene Ontology annotation, molecular function: DNA-binding transcription factor activity, RNA polymerase II-specific; RNA polymerase II cis-regulatory region sequence-specific DNA binding. NCBI's taxonomy places the organism in Eukaryota, Metazoa, Chordata, Mammalia, Artiodactyla, Delphinidae. The transcript is spliced from 6 exons. The coding region runs from base 1755 to 4145 and encodes 796 amino acids. The record is from RefSeq and is a predicted model, not a curated record. Gene Ontology annotation, biological process: regulation of transcription by RNA polymerase II.